GGCGACCUUGUCGAUCGCGGGCACUACAGCAUGAAGACAGCGUCGCUAUUCUUGGCGCUUAAAGCUAGGCAGGUGAAUCAUGUCAUUGAAAUAUAUUUGGAUCGAGUUACUCUUCUGCGAGGCCAUCACGAGAGUCGUCAAAGAGGCCCGUAG
Messenger RNA from Laccaria bicolor S238N-H82, 153 nucleotides. RefSeq lists its product as uncharacterized. The transcript is spliced from 2 exons. The record is from RefSeq and is a predicted model, not a curated record. The annotation marks the transcript as partial. Lineage: Eukaryota; Fungi; Basidiomycota; Agaricomycetes; Agaricales; Hydnangiaceae.